Molecule: messenger RNA, 204 nt
Organism: Penicillium samsonianum
Lineage: Eukaryota; Fungi; Ascomycota; Eurotiomycetes; Eurotiales; Aspergillaceae
Exons: 1
Coding region: 1-204 (67 amino acids)
Source: RefSeq, a predicted model, not a curated record
AUGCCGGCGAUCCUCAACACUACACACUGGAGCGAGUGGUUCAUCUGGGACAGCUACAUGAUCGUCGCAGCCACCAACAUCACCAUGUACGCCACGCUGUUUGCGCAGCAAACCAGUACCGCAGGCUAUGUUACUUCACUUGUUGUAGUGGAAGGUUUGUUCUUGAGCCGCUGUGCGCGCAUCGUACAUGCAUCACACGUAUAA